AUGGAGAUCGCCACACAAUCCCGGACCACGUCGUGCAACAAUAGGAAUCGGCAUCCCUGCGACUUCUGCCGCUACAAACGCGCAGCCUGUCUGCUCUGCGGCCCCCCGCCGUGUGAGCUAUGCAAGAGGCAGGGAAAAGACUGCACCUUUGUCGAGGGCCCGAACAAGAGGAGACGGACGGCGGGGCGCUACCGGAGUCCCUCGGGCGAUGCCGAUGAGGCUCUGUAUCAGCACAAACAGGCGGCAGCUUCGGAUGUCAACUCAACAUCGCCAUCUUCGGACAUGGAGUCUCCGGUUGAGCAGGUCAUCUAUGCUCGAGUGGGAGAGGACUCGGUGAGCCCGGCACAAGUCAUCACGCAAUCUUCUCCCCCAGCUGCUGAAGAGCAUCACAAAGACGGCCAUGUCCUCUCUCCGUCGUCACUGGAUGCAAAGCCCGGCCACAACGCCCAAGUCAUUGGCCUCAGCGGCGAGUCUGACCCAUACCUGCUCAACUUGUAUCAAUUCGACGACAAGGAUGAAUGCAGGUUUCCACAGCUUCGAAUCCGAAACAUGGGUAUGGACGACGGGGUACCGGUCCACUUCAUGGUCCAGAGCAACUCGUUGGCGAGCAACGCAAAGCCUGGCGACCUCGGCAUGAGCGAGGCUGACAUCAGGGCUGAGAUCACGGGUAUGGUUUCUGAUGAUGUUGGAAAGAGACUCAUAAACCUGUUCUGGCGUUACGUCCAGCCAUAUUUCCCUGUGGUGUCUGUGGAAUUCACACUUGGCGAGAUUCACAGCGAACCAUCAGCGUUUCCAGCCUCUCUGCUGGCAGCGAUCUACGGACAUACGCUGCCAUUCUGGGUCUUUGACGAUAAGCUCUGUGCAGAUGUCUAUACUCCACCCUCAGCAGACCGACUCUUCGAGCUCGCAUGGAUGGCCGCUCUCUCCCAGUUCCAUACCCCUUCCCUUGCCACCGUCCAGACCAUGUUGCUGAUGAUCCAACGACGCCCAACCAACCGACAUGUGGCAGACACGCCGUUCAAAUGGGUCAUGCUGGCCGACACCGUAGCGCUCGCACAAUGUCUCGGUCUCAACCUGGACCCGGCCGACUGGUCAAUCCCCCCUUGGGAGAAGCGCCUGCGUCGGCGUCUGGCCUGGGCCGUCUACGUCCAAGACCGAUGGCUGAGCUUGAAUUUCGGCAGGAGUUCGCACAUCCAAGAAUGCGACUGGGACGUCUCGCCGCUUACUACAAGUGAUUUUGGCGAGCUGUCUGGACUGGAAGAAGAGCCUGCCGUAUCACAUCAUUUCCUCCACCUGGCAUCGCUCACCCAAAUCGUGUCCAGCAUCCAUCAAAACAUGUUCUCUAUAAAAGCAACGAGGACACUUUCGAAAUCCUUGGAAGCAAGUUUCGAAGUCGCCAGGCCGUUGCGGAUCGAGCUGGCGGAGUGGCUGCAAAGCCACCCGGACGUAGGUGGUCAGCCCAGCGCAGCGACACCGUUCCACGGACUCGACGGCAACGGAAGCCUGAGACUGGCCUACAUCACGGCCAAAGUCGCCGUCUUCAAGGCGCUCCUGCGACCGAAGAGCACAGAGGCCCCUGUCGAAGCCCGCGCAGCGUUGCGGACGGGCGCCAUGGCCGUCGCUCGCGAGAUGUACGACUUCCUGUCCAAAUUGGGCGCCCAUCAUCUGGAGGCCUUUUGGCAUUCUUAUUCCCGUGUCAACUUUGCGAUUGCUAGCAACUUCAUCGUCUUGUUGUUCGCCCUCUCUUCGACGCCGGCAGAUGCCGAGGAUUCGCUGAAUCUCCUCACGCAGUGGCGGAGUCUGUUGCGCAUAAAGUCGAGGAGCUGUGAUCUCCUCAACCUGAGUCUGCUUCGCUUAGACGCCGUCUUUGUGGCUGGGCUGGGAAAGCUCAUCGAUCUCACGCCCGCGGCGGCAGAGGCGGCUUCAAGUCGGAAUUUGUAG
Molecule: messenger RNA, 1941 nt
Organism: Colletotrichum destructivum
Lineage: Eukaryota; Fungi; Ascomycota; Sordariomycetes; Glomerellales; Glomerellaceae
Exons: 4
Coding region: 1-1941 (646 amino acids)
Biological process (GO): DNA-templated transcription
Cellular component (GO): nucleus
Molecular function (GO): DNA-binding transcription factor activity, RNA polymerase II-specific; zinc ion binding; DNA binding
Source: RefSeq, a predicted model, not a curated record